CAACAUUUGGGAGGCAAUGUGGUUCAGUGGACAGAGGGCAGGCCAAAGAGUGAAAAAAACAGGAUUCUACACACACAGGAAGUUGUUCAACUUUUCCUACCAUCCCAGUUUCCCCAUUCCAGUUCUAUGAUUCUGUGAGUGGAAACCACAGACUUUACUAAUUAGUGCUUGGGAUCUAACCUCCUUCCUAUUUGUGGAUAAUGUAAUGAAAAUGCAAGUGGAUACACCUGCUUACCAUCUGUAUAGUGGACCUUCCCAAAUCUGGUCUUCAGAUCUUGAUAGGUAAUAGACAGUACAAGUAGUGUUGAUGGAUGACCUGCUCUUGUCCAUGGAUAAGAGACAUACAUUCACACUCUUGGAUCUCUCUGAAGCAUUUGAUAGAAUGCUAUUGUCCUGCCUUAGACCUACUGGGGAGUUGGUGCCAAUCUUUCCCAGAAAGAGCCCUAGCUUGUGAAGUUGCUUAGUUCUCCUUUUUCUUCUUCAAGGGUGGAGGUGGGGGGGAUCAAUAAUAUGCUGACUUCCCAUUAAAUACAGGGUCAUAUUAAGGUUUUGACCCUAAUCUUCAAAGCUGUCUAUGAAACUGGCCAGAGCUACUCAAGGACUGUGUUUUCUUCAUGACAGGGAAUAAAGCUUUUAAAAGAAUUCAUUACGAACUACAGAACUGUCAGUCAAAAAAACUUGAGUGGAAGACGGCAGAUGACCCACAACUAUGGAAUUCACAAAUUAGUGCUUCCAGAACAAACCAAUGAGAGCAAACCAGUGCAGAUGAUGUUCAAGGAAGCUAAAUUUAACAUGAGCUACAUAGCAGAUUUUCAGACCAAAAUCCUUGACCUCCCUUAUGUUGAUAACGAGACUAGUAUGAUCAUCCUGCUUCCUGAUGAAAUCCAAGAUAAUUCCACUGGCCUGGAACAGCUGGAAAGAGAACUUACCUAUGAGAAACUUACAGAGUGGAUACAUCCAGAAAUGAUGGACUAUACUGAAGUGGAGGUGUUUUUACCCAGAUUUAAGUUGGAACAAGCUUAUGAUCUGAAGCCUGUUCUGAAGAGCAUGGAAAUGGCUGAUGCAUUUGACAGCAACAAGGUGGAUUUAUCUGGAAUGUCAGCCAGCAAUGACCUAGUUCUGUCUGAGGUUGUUCACAAGUCCUUUGUGGAGGUAAACGAAGAAGGCACGGAGGCAGCAGCUGCUACUGCAUUAGUGUUCCGUAUGCUUUGUGCACGGAUUGUACCACAGUUCACUGCUGACCAUCCUUUCCUCUUCUUUAUCCGGCACAACAAAACUGGCAACAUUCUGUUCUAUGGCAGAUUUUGUUCCCCCUAAAA
Mauremys mutica (yellowpond turtle) is the source of this 1319-nucleotide messenger RNA. RefSeq names its product serpin B6-like. The transcript has 3 exons. Gene Ontology annotation, molecular function: serine-type endopeptidase inhibitor activity. Lineage: Eukaryota; Metazoa; Chordata; Testudines; Geoemydidae. Gene Ontology annotation, biological process: negative regulation of endopeptidase activity. The record is from RefSeq and is a predicted model, not a curated record. The coding region runs from base 697 to 1317 and encodes 206 amino acids. Gene Ontology annotation, cellular component: cytoplasm.